UUGCUCUUUACAAAAGUCAAAACAAAUCACUCGAAGCACACUCGAAGUAAACAUAGGUUUUUACUAAUUUAAAAUAUUGUUAUUUAUUAGAAAUUAUGGAUAAUGAUAAAGUAUUUCUUCCUCAUCAUGAACAGCAAAGUCUAUGUAUGACGAGGCUGCCUUACCGACAAGGAAGGAAGUUAACUGCAGUGAAGGCAUACUCAAUAACAAAAGAAUCAAACCACCUCCUCAUAUUUGGAGUUCCGUCUUUAAACUUACGACAAGAAACUAAAGCCCUAUUCACAAAGUUCGGCAAAUUGUUACAAUUCGCGAUAUCUACACAACAUCCUGCAGAAAUGUUUACAGAAAACUACCACGCUCAGUUCGAGAAAAUACAGUCAGCUAGACUUGCUAAAAAAAUGCUAGAUACUAAAAACUUUUAUGGAGGUUCUCUGCACAUUUGCUACGCGCCAGAACUCGAAACUUUAAACGAAACUAAAGAAAAAUUGUUGCAACGGAAGCGUGAUGUUAUUUUCCGUUUACGAAACUUGCAAAUGGACAGUGUAAAGGAGCAAAAAGAAACUAUUACUGUACAAAAUGAAGUAGAGAAGUUAGUAAAUAAUCAGAGUGAGGUUAAAAAGCUAAAUAUGGGUGAAUGUAAUACUAUAAGUACCGGUGAACCUAAGAAACGGAAGAAAUAUAACGAAUGUGGUAGAAAAAAGUUUAAAUCAAGUCUUAUUAACAAUGGAGUUAUGAAUAACGAGCAAAUACAUAAUUUAAAUCCAUUUGUUGGUCCGUUAAAUAAUUCUGAGUUGGAAAUAACGAAAGAUGUUAACAACGGAUUACUUUUAGAAGGUCCUAGUACUGGUUCGAAAGAUUUUAAUGUCAAAAAUAUUAAAGAAGAUAGUGAAAUAAGUAUGGAUAAUAUAGAAAUAGUAGAUUGUACAUCGGUGGAUAAUGAAACAGUAACAAAUAUUAACGAACAUUUAAAUUAUAAUAAAUUUGGCAAUGAAGUUGUAAGGAAACUUCCUGUUAAACCGUUGAAUAGAAUUAAGUUUAAUUUGAAUAAAUCAUGA
Messenger RNA from Colias croceus (clouded yellow), 1055 nucleotides. Its product is annotated as RNA-binding protein 48. Bases 96 to 1055 code for a protein of 319 amino acids. Gene Ontology annotation, cellular component: nucleoplasm. The record is from RefSeq and is a predicted model, not a curated record. The transcript is spliced from 2 exons. Lineage: Eukaryota; Metazoa; Arthropoda; Insecta; Lepidoptera; Pieridae. Gene Ontology annotation, molecular function: nucleic acid binding.